Messenger RNA from Aspergillus calidoustus, 2811 nucleotides. NCBI's taxonomy places the organism in Eukaryota, Fungi, Ascomycota, Eurotiomycetes, Eurotiales, Aspergillaceae. The record is from the annotation of a GenBank genome assembly.
CACGUGUAAUAUUUAUGCCUGAGGCAAUAACUGACUCAGCUCUGAGUCAGGUACUCGCACACAAGUGAGAGUGGGUUGUGAUUUGUGCUUUUUGCCCUAAAAUCAGCCAAAACGGGGUCGGCCAGCAGAUUUCCAUCCCCUCCAGAGAUCGCAGCGUCUUCCAUCUCGAGAUACACCGCGGCCACUCUCGCCUUCACAGCGCCAUCUGCGUCCCGCAAUCAUGGCUCCCAGUUUUGAUACUCUGUCCGAGCAGGACCUCCAUGAAGAGGAGGAGGAGGAGAUUGACUUCUCCGAUCUCAAGGCCCAGUACGAAGUGAAACUCGAGGAAGGAUUAGACACAUUUAUCGUUAUCGAUGGACUCCCCGUUGUGCCGGAAGCAAACAGACAGAAGCUCAUUAAAUUUUUGUUGAGGAAACUCAACACGGUCGGCCACACCUCCGAAGAUGCCGUCUUUAUGCCCAUCAACGCGGAGAACAUGUCUGAAGGAUUUGCCUUCGUUGAAUACGAAACCCCCGAACAAGCCGUCGCCGCCGUUAAGCAGCUACACGGAACCCCCCUCGAUAAAAAACACACUCUCCUCGUCAACAAGCUGAUGGAUAUUGAACGAUAUGGCCGGGAAGGACGCAUUGACGAAGAAUACAAGCCCCCAGCCAUCGAACCAUUCACAGAGAAGGAGCACCUACGAUCGUGGAUUGGAGACCCGAACGCUCGUGACCAGUUCGCCCUUUACCGCAAUGACAAGGUCGGAGUUUUCUGGAACAACAAGAACAACCCACCGGAGAAUAUCGUGGAUCGCGCCCACUGGACACAGCUUUUCGUCCAGUGGUCCCCCAAGGGCACCUACCUCGCAUCAGUUCACCCCCAGGGUGUGCAACUGUGGGGUGGCCCAGCUUUCUCCAAACAAAAACAAUUCCCCCAUCCGUUCGUGCAACUCAUCGAAUUCUCACCUGCCGAAGGCUACCUUACCACCUGGUCCUCCCGGCCAAUCCAGGUGGAAGAAGGCCAGCCCGUGUUGACCUACGAAGAGGACGGAAAGAACAUCAUCAUUUGGGAUAUUGUCACUGGAAAGCCCCUGCGGUCUUUCGUUUCUCAUGAUCUUGCAGGUCCCGAGAGCGAUGCACAGCCUAAAAAGAAGGUUCAGUGGCCCGCUUUCAAAUGGUCUGCCGAUGAGAAAUACGUCGCGAGAAUGCUCCAGGGCCAGUCGCUCUCCAUUUACGAGGCGCCGCGGAUGAACUUGCUUGGAAAGACAUCCGUCAAGGUUGAAGGAAUCAUGGAUUUCGAGUGGUCGCCAGCAACUGUGAGCCGUGACGGCGUCAAGCAAUACGAACAACUACUUUGCUUCUGGACCCCCGAAAUCGGCAGCAACCCUGCCCGAGUCGGUCUAAUGAGCGUUCCUUCCAAGGAAAUUGUCCGAACCCGUAACCUCUUCAACGUCUCCGACGUUAAGCUGCACUGGCAGUCCCAGGGUACCUACGUCUGCGUCAAGGUCGAUCGCCACUCCAAGUCCAAGAAGUCCAUGGCCACCAACCUCGAAAUUUUCCGAGUGCGUGAAAAGGGUGUUCCUGUCGAAGUUGUUGACAGUCUCAAGGAUACAGUGAUCAACUUCGCCUGGGAGCCCAACGGUGGACGCUUCGUUCUUAUCACAACCGGCGAUGCGCCAUCCGGAGCCGGUGCUCCCCCCAAGACCGCCGUCUCAUUCUUCGCCCCCGAGAAGAAGGGUGUGCAGGCCGGCAACUUCAAGCUUGUUCGCACAGUGGAGAAGAAGAACAGCAACGCUAUCUACUGGUCUCCCAAGGGCCGCUUUGUGGUUGUUGCCACAGUGCACUCUCAGUCGAGCUACGAGAUGGACUUUUGGGACAUGGACUUUGAGGGUGAGAAGAAUGAAAGCGAGAAGGAUCUUGCAGCCAACCUGCAAUUAAUGAAGACGGCCGAGCAUUACGGUGUCACGGACGUCGACUGGGACCCUACUGGUCGCUACGUCGUCAGCAGUGCUAGCGCAUGGACGCACUCCAUGGAAAACGGAUGGAACCUUCACACCUUCGCCGGAGAGACGCUAUCUGAGAACCCCACAGACAAGUUCAAGCAGUUUAUCUGGCGACCUCGCCCUGCCACUCUGCUCAGCAAGGAGGAGCAGAAGCAAGUACGAAAGAACCUGCGUGAAUACUCAAAGGAGUUCGAAGAAGAGGACAAGUACGCCGUCGACAUUGCCAACACUGCCGUGGUCGAGAAGCGCAAGCGCGUUCUCAACGAGUGGGUGGCUUGGCUCCGCCGGGAAAAGGAGCUCCUCUCCGAGGAGAAGGACGCAUAUGGCUUGCCCGAGGACGCCGACGAGCCCAAGAACGCCAGAGAUGCCCCUGCUGUCACACAAGACCAGGGCGAGACGGUGGUCGAGGAGAUCGUGGAGGAGAUUGUGGAGGAAACCGAAGAGAUCAUUGGUUGAUUUAUCCAUUCCUCUUCUUUCCGUAUUUAAUUCUAUUUUAACUUCAUUUUCCUCCGUGUCAUCCUGUCGAUAUCCCUUCCUGCCCCUUCUCCCUGCAUGUCCCUUCGUGCAAUUUGGUUGGCGUGGUUCCAGUUUGGAGAAGGUUGUCUGGGACUGUUCAAAAGUGAAUAGAUAUCUGUAUUGCAUUUUUCCCCGGUGUGGGAAUUCUAUAUGCGUGAUGUUGGUAGCAUGAGUGAUGACAGACAAUAACGAGCCGGCAAAUACUGCGCAACUCGGAUAUACCUCCCUGCUUGAAUCUUACAAUACAUUCGCAUAAUCAACUAGUAUACAGAAGAUGAUAUAAAAACCACCAUCCCAACCCACCACACCCC